Cuscuta epithymum is the source of this 2803-nucleotide messenger RNA. The record is from the annotation of a GenBank genome assembly. Lineage: Eukaryota; Viridiplantae; Streptophyta; Magnoliopsida; Solanales; Convolvulaceae.
UGAAGAGCUUGCAUAUGAAAAAUACCAUUUGUACAAACGUGUUUUUCCUUGCACCUCCUUACAUUUGUUUUCUCGUGUUAUCCGAUGCAAGUUGCCCUUCUUAGUUCUUACUACUCCUCAGCAUAACUUUCUUACCGAGACGCUGAAAUUUUGAGUUUUUCACAUCCUCCUAGGUACUAACAUGGCAUCUGCAGUGAUCAGAGUCCCACGGUACUUUAAGAAUUUUAAUUCCUGCCAAUCGUAUAGUUAUUAAAUUAAUGGACUUUACAUGGAAUCCAAGUUAUUAAUCAGGUCAUCCCUGCUCGCUCACACUCUCCAAGAAUGCAUCCGAACCCAGUCCAUCCCGCUCACCAAACAGCUUCACUCUAUCAUCCUUACAUCCGGGUGUUUCAGAGAGCGAUUUGUGGCCAAUCACCUCAUCAAUGUCUACUCAAAAUUGGGCCGUUUAGAUGUUGCGCAUUUUUUGUUUGAUAGAGUGCACAACAGAAAUGUCCUGUCUUUUAAUAUUUUGCUGGGAGGGUACAUAUGGAACGGAAAUUUAAGUGCUGCUAUGAACUUGUUUGACAAAAUGCCUGAUAGAAAUUUGGCAACUUGGAAUGCGGUUAUAAAUGGGUUCGCCCAGUUCGAGUUCAAUGAAAAGGCAUGGAACUUGUUCUUUGAAAUGCACUUGCUUGGUUUCUCACCUGAUGCAUUUACUCUUGGGAGUGUUCUCAGAGCUUGUGCUGGAUUAAGAGAUUUGAGCAAGGGAAAACAAGUUCACUCUUAUGCUUUGAGGUCAGGGUUGGAUGGUGAUCUGGUUGUUGCAAAUGCACUGGCUCACAUGUACAUGAAAUCUGGGAAUCUUGAAGAAGGCGAGAUAUUGAUUAAGGGGAUGCCGUUUCAGAAUUUAGUUGCUUGCAAUACUCUUAUUGCAGGUAAGGCACAAAGCCAAUGUUCUGAAGGUGCUCUGGAUCUUUAUAACAUGAUGAAAAUGGAAGGGUUGAGACCCGACAAGAUUACAUAUGUAAGUGUGAUCAGCUCAUGUUCUAAGUUGGCUGUUCUUGGACAGGGGCAACAGAUUCACACUGAGGUGAUAAAAUCCGGAGCCAUCUCAGUCGUUGCUGUUGUCAGCUCAUUGGUCAGUAUGUAUUCAAGGUGUGGAUGUUUGGAUGACGCAAUUAAGGUGUUUGAAGAGAGGAAGGAAGCAGAUAUAGUUUUGUGGACUGCAAUUAUAGCUGCUUAUGGGUUUCACGGGAGAGGACAAGAGGCGUUAGAAAUAUUUGAUAGUAUGGAAUUAAUAGGACUGGAAGCAAAUAACGUCACUUUCUUGAGCGUGCUUUAUGCAUGUAGUCACUGUGGGCUGAAAGAUAAAGGGCUUGAGAUUUUCUACUUGAUGGUGCAAAAGCAUAAUUUAGAACCUCAACUGGAACAUUACACCUGUGUGGUUGACCUUUUGGGAAGAUCAGGUCGUUUGGAUGAAGCUGAAGCUUUUAUAAGAUCUAUGCCUGUCAAGGCAGAUGCUAUCAUAUGGAAGACUCUUCUAUCAGCCUGUAAAAUCCACAAGAAUGUAGAUAUGGCCGAAAAGAUAGCUACAGAAGUCCUAAAGAUUGAUCCUCAAGAUUCAGCUUCUUAUGUGCUUCUUUCUCACACCCAAGCCUCUGCUAGAAGGUGGAAGCAUGUCUCAGAAGUUUGGAAAGCAAUGAAAGAGAGAGGGGUGAAGAAAGAGCCAGGGGUGAGCUGGGUUGAGUUAAAGAACCAGAUUCAUCAAUUUAUUAUGGGCAGCAAAUCUCAUCCACAGUGCGAAGAGGUUGAAAAUUAUCUGGAUGAACUAACUGCUGAAUUGAAGCUAAAUGGGUAUGUGCCAGACACGGCAUCAGUUUUGCACGACAUGGAUGUGGAGGAAAAAGAGCACAACUUGUUACAUCACAGUGAGAAGUUGGCAAUUGCUUUUGCUCUCAUGAACACCCCCGAUGGUGCGCGGAUUAGGGUGAUGAAGAACUUGCGAGUGUGCAAUGACUGCCACCUUGCAAUCAAGUACAUUUCCAAGAUCAAAGGGCGAGAGAUUGUUCUUCGUGAUUCCAGUAGGUUUCAUCACUUCAAAAAUGGGCAUUGUUCUUGUGGAGAUUACUGGUGACUUGAGAGGAGUUCAAUUUGAACAAAGUAGUCAUACAUUUCUGGGAAGCUGGUUGUGUCAAGACUCCUGCAUGAAAGGAUGCUUUAUAGUCAAGCUGAUAUGAGUAACAAUUCUGAUGGGGACUGGGGAGGAAGUAUUUGUAGUAUCCCGUGAGACCAGUUAAUUUUCUGCGCUGUGUUAUGGACAAGUUUUGGGGUCAAACAUAUCAAAGGCGCAGGAUGGGCCAAAGGGGUGAUCGGCCCGAAGGAAUUCAGUCCAAUGAAGCCACUGAAAGUGGCUGACUUUUUGACUCAUUGAUGAAGUAUCAUCUCACAAUCUUUUGCCUUUUAUUGUUGGUGGAACGAUUUACUAUAUACAGAUGUAAGAAGAAAGGCCUUGGCACUUGCUUGGAGUAACUACCACCUUUGAUGUUUUGGCACAUGGGUAAACCUGCAGCACGAAGACUAUUAAUAAGAAGAAUUACUGAGGAAAUGUCAUUCUUUGGUUUCAAUGCCUGUGGUGUGAAGGAAUGUUUUUUUUAUUUGUUUAUUCAUUAUUUCAUUAAAUAGCAUUAUUUGUUAGAGAACUCAUUGAAAACAUUUUCGUUUAGGAAAAAUAAUGCUUCCAUAUAUUCCUAAUUAUCACACUAGGCAGAAUGGCCAUGUAAAUCCCACUAAGCUAUCAUACGUAGUAUUUUAUUUCAUAGUAUGU